UGAUUGAUUUUUAUAAAAUCAUAAAUGGGUUUAUCUUAAAGUUUAUAAAUAGCACAAGAAAUUUUAAAAACAUCAAAAACGCGUCUCGACCAAUCAAAAUGUUCCUAAGCACCCCACGUGACUAUAGUUUCCUAUCCAGUGAUUUUAUUAUCCAUGGUUCUAUUGUUCAAUUUCGUUACAUUUUAUUCCACGUUGUCUACAUAUUUUUAUUAAAGCAACUAUUGGCGAACGAAGCAAAAAUGAUGACUCGGGAGAAACGCAAGAGCGAUCAGUCAAGAAAAAACAAUACAACAUCUCCUGAACCGGGAAAUAAAAAAUGUAGAAAGAUUGAUGACGAGAAAACAAACGAUAAACAUAACGAAUCUGAUGAAGUUCAAUUACAAGUUCCAACCCAAGUUCCAACCACUCCGAAUCAAGCAACUAACAGUGUAGCUGAUAGACCACAUGGACGAGAUCCUACAAAAACUAUAAACAUUGCCGUCUCAUCAAGAGCACUGUUUGGUUUAGACGAGGAGCAUAAAACCUUCGUUGACAAAGGUUUGCAUGAAUAUAUCAAGAUGCAAGUGAACAAAGAAGAUGAGUGUUUAGAACCUGGAUCUGCUUUUCCUUUUAUCAAGGCUCUGAAGAAUGUCAAUGAUGCUUUGAAAAGAAGAGAUCAUGCAGAGGAAGAAUUAUUUACAGUUACGCUGAUGUCAAAGAAUAGUGCUCAAGUUGGAAUACGGCUCCAGAAAUCAAUUGAAAAUUACCCAGAACUGAAAAUUGAACGUAUGGCACUAACAGGUGGAACAUCUCCCACUAAUUAUCUAAAAGCUUUGAACAUCACGUUAUUUUUAACAAGUGAAGAAGAAGAUGUGAAAGAAGCUCUUAGACAAGGUUUUCCUUCGGCAGUGAUGUCGACUCAAGUCACUAAUACUACAAGUGAAACUCAGCUUCGUGUCGCAUUCGAUCUUGACGCUGUGUUGUUCUCUGAUGAAUCUGAGAGAAUUUACAAAGAAUAUGGCCUUGGUGCAUUUUUGGCGCACGAAAAAAAGAAUAAGGAAAAACCUUUAGAUGAAGGUCCAAUAAAACCUUUCGCUAUGGCGUUGGGAAAGAUGAGGAAGAAGUUUGAACCUUCCGAACAAGACUGUCCAAUCAGAACAUUUCUAGUAACAUCACGUGACGCAGAAGUGGGCGAACGUGCUUUGAAGACAUUACGUCAUUGGGGAUUAAAGAUUGAUGAGUCAUUCUUCAUGGCAGGUGCACCAAAGGGUGAAAUAUUGAAAGCAAUCAAUCCCCAUAUAUAUUUUGAUGAUCAGCAAUCUCACAUUAAAAGUGCGAGAGAAAAAGGGACACCAUCAGGACACGUUCCCAGCACAGAUCAACAAACAUACGAUAAGACCAAACAAGAGUCGGUCAAGACCAAUUUGAAAUUUUGAAAUGCUAAUAUACUCAAUGAAAAAUGUUAUACUUUAUAUUAUAACAUCCUUAACAACGUCCUGAUUGAUUUAUGUAAAUGAUAUCUAGUAUUUUAUGAUAAAUUAAAGUUUAAAUAAUUAUAUUCUAACACAUUCAUUUGACAUUUUUAAAUUAAACUCCCUUUUAAACUCGUCCA
Messenger RNA from Dendronephthya gigantea, 1591 nucleotides. RefSeq names its product cytosolic 5'-nucleotidase 1A-like. Gene Ontology annotation, cellular component: cytosol; cytoplasm. The coding region runs from base 99 to 1415 and encodes 438 amino acids. Gene Ontology annotation, biological process: adenosine metabolic process; nucleotide metabolic process. Lineage: Eukaryota; Metazoa; Cnidaria; Anthozoa; Malacalcyonacea; Nephtheidae. The transcript has 7 exons. Gene Ontology annotation, molecular function: nucleotide binding; magnesium ion binding; 5'-nucleotidase activity. The record is from RefSeq and is a predicted model, not a curated record.